AUGGCAUCCAGUAUGCGAUCAAUGAUCACUUUUUACGACGUUGAUUUUAAAACAAAUAAUUGGUCGGAAAGUUAUAACUCAGCACUACAACGACGAGCACAACAAAAUCAUUUAUCCAUCUGGGCAUUAAUAGAACUUUUGAUUACUGAAGAAACUGCUGUUCGAAUAAAACAUUUUCAAUUAUUAAAUGGCAAAACAAGACGUGUUCAUAAAGCCGUUCGUGACGAUGUCUUGGAAAUCAAUAAAAAGAUAAUUGAAUGCAAUCAAAAAUUUGAGGAUGAUGAAAUUCAACUUGACGAAUGUUUAUUGUCACUUGCCUCAUUAGUCGGUGUGAAAUAUGAUAAGUGGCGUAAAUUGAGAAAGAAGAACAGAAAAAGAAAAGAUGACAACGCUGAUAAUUAA
Molecule: messenger RNA, 402 nt
Organism: Rotaria socialis
Lineage: Eukaryota; Metazoa; Rotifera; Eurotatoria; Philodinida; Philodinidae
Source: the annotation of a GenBank genome assembly